Molecule: messenger RNA, 419 nt
Organism: Theileria parva strain Muguga
Lineage: Eukaryota; Apicomplexa; Aconoidasida; Piroplasmida; Theileriidae
Exons: 2
Coding region: 8-403 (131 amino acids)
Source: RefSeq, a predicted model, not a curated record
UUUUUAGAUGAGGAUUUUAAAGGGAUUUUUAAAGGCAUUGCCCGAUUCACGAGUGAAUUAUUUUAACUUUAGCCAGUCCCGGCACCUAGGACAAGCUCCCCAAGGCAAAAAUAUCGAGAACUUGGAAUCGGCUUGGGAGGAGGGUAAGAAGUUAUUUUACCGUCCGUCGUUGAGUUAUCACGAGUUUGCCAAGCGUGUGGAGUGUGUUCGGUUAUUUGUGUUUUGGGGACUUGUAACUGGGCUUGCGCUUGAUUUUGUGUUCCGUCCUUUGAAAAGCGGUUACUGGUUCAGUUGGAACCUGAGGGAGCGGUUUUCAAGGCCUAAAGUCACGACUCUACCACAACUCCAAGAUGAUAACAUGACCGACGCCACUCGAGAAUAUAAUAAAAUUUGUAAUUUUUAAUCUCCGCCACAAUUAA